Messenger RNA from Didymodactylos carnosus, 498 nucleotides. The record is from the annotation of a GenBank genome assembly. Lineage: Eukaryota; Metazoa; Rotifera; Eurotatoria; Philodinida; Philodinidae.
AUGCUUUUUCCCCCUUGGUUUAUCCACACAAAUUUGAAUGAUGAAUUCCUCUUGACUUCGGGUGAUCAUACCCAUGUUGCUGGUCCCGAUAUGCUUGAAAUGAGAGCAUUGCGAGAGAAAAUGAAGAACCGAAUCAUCAAUGAAACAACGUCCAUCACGAAAAUUUAUGACGAGGAAAUCGCCAAAGCAUGUCUUUCCGAAUCAACAGCAGCUACAUUUCCGACUGUGGUCGAAUAUCAAAACACUGACGCAAGAACAGUUUUUGUUGAUGGAUUUCUAUGUGAAGCAUUUAUUCAGCUGAUACAAAAUGAAAAUGCUCGCUGUGAACAUUUAAUUACACAAUUGAAUGCUGGUGCGACGCCUCCAAAAGAAUCUGGUCGAACAACUGCAUUUCAACGAAGAUUUGAAACUCUGAAAUCGAGAUUUGAUAAAAAUGAAAUCAAUGCAAAGCAGCUAUUACAUGGCUUUGGAUUGUUACUCGCCGGACCAAAGAAAUGA